AUGGCCGGCGCGCUGGCCUUGUCCACCGUAUUCAUCGGGCUGCUGGGCGCUGUCGACGACAUUCGGCCACUGCCGGUUAUUCCGCGCCUCGCCGCCCAGACGGCGGCGCUGGUUUUUGCGCUGGGCGCGCUGGGCCCGGAGGCGCGCCUUGCCCCUGAACUGCCGCUGGCGGCUGAGCGCGGGCUCGAGGUCGUCGCCGGCCUGUGGUUCGUCAAUCUGACCAAUUUCAUGGAUGGGCUGGACUGGCUGACCGUGGCUGGCGUCGCCCCCAUGCUUAUGGCCAUGGUGGUCCUUGGCGCGUGCGGGGUCGCCGGCGGCGCCGACGCCGCCAUGCUCGGCCUUGUGGCGGCGGCGCUGUUCGGCGGCCUGAUGGGUUUUGCGCCGUUCAACCGCCCACCGGCGCGGCUGUUUCUGGGCGAUGUGGGCUCGCUGGCCAUUGGCCUCGUCACCGCCUGGCUGCUGUUUCUGGUGGCGGCGGGCGGCGCCCUGGUGGCGGCCCUGAUCCUGCCCAUGUACUAUUGCGCCGACGCCAGCAUCACCCUGUGCCGCCGGCUGCUGCGCAAGGAGCGCAUCUGGGAGGCGCAUCGCUGCCAUUUUUAUCAGCAGGCGGCCGAUCGCGGCGUCCCACCGAUGCGGGUUGCGGCCCUCAUCGCCGGCCACAAUGCUGCGCUCGCCGCGCUUGCCGCGCUGGCCCUGCUGCCCGGCGGGCUGAUGAUGCAGCUGGCGCUGCUGGCCUGCGCCAUGGGGGUGACGGCGGUACUGCUGGCGCGCCUCGCAGGUCGGCUCUGA
Molecule: messenger RNA, 789 nt
Organism: Ostertagia ostertagi
Lineage: Eukaryota; Metazoa; Nematoda; Chromadorea; Rhabditida; Trichostrongylidae
Source: the annotation of a GenBank genome assembly